AUGGAUUCAAAAAUAAGCCAUCUUUGGCAGCCCACUUGUACUAAAGAGAAGAUAUCCAUAGGCCUAAGGGUAACCUGGGAGCGACAUCAUCACCCUCGCUCACUUCUCCUCUGUGUUCAUAUUCUUUCCAUACUUCAUCAUCCUAUUUCUGCGGAUCCUCUUCAAAUAUCGCAAAUCAAACAGCCAACUAAACCUCAGCCUUCUCUUCGAUUCAGCUCCUCAUCAAUCCUAGUUCAACAUCAACUACUGUUUAAACAGCACGGAGACCAUGAAUUGCAAAUGCAAACGAGUUCGCAGUUGGAUAUCCCCACUUCAAUCCUUAUAGACGAUGCAAGAAAGAGGAACAUAUUAAAGAUUGGAGGGAUUUAUGGCUUACCUAUUGGAGAGAAGUACGGCGCCUCUUCAAUCGGCGGUGAAGAAAAUAAAUCUAAAGGUAAAGGAGUGGAUGACUCAUCUUCUAAUAGCUGUAAAGGAGUGUCAAACUCAGCAAAUCAACCAUCACUGAACACCCGAACUUGA
Vicia faba (fava bean) is the source of this 519-nucleotide messenger RNA. The record is from the annotation of a GenBank genome assembly. NCBI's taxonomy places the organism in Eukaryota, Viridiplantae, Streptophyta, Magnoliopsida, Fabales, Fabaceae.